Molecule: messenger RNA, 3979 nt
Organism: Galeopterus variegatus (Sunda flying lemur)
Lineage: Eukaryota; Metazoa; Chordata; Mammalia; Dermoptera; Cynocephalidae
Gene: RAB11FIP5
Product: RAB11 family interacting protein 5 (class I)
Exons: 6
Biological process (GO): regulated exocytosis
Cellular component (GO): early endosome; secretory granule; mitochondrion
Molecular function (GO): small GTPase binding
Source: RefSeq, a predicted model, not a curated record
GUGCGGGACGCAGAGCCGGCGGCGGGGCCCUCCCGCUGGCUGCCCACGCACGUCCAGGUGACUGUGCUGCGGGCCCGCGGGCUGCGGGGCAAGAGCUCGGGCGCGGGCAGCACCAGCGACGCAUACACGGUGAUCCAGGUGGGCCGCGAGAAGUACAGCACGUCGGUGGUGGAGAAGACGCAGGGCUGCCCCGAGUGGCGCGAGGAGUGCUCCUUCGAGCUGCCGCCCGGCGCCCUGGACGGCCUGCUGCGGGCGCAGGAGGCCGACGCGGGCUCGGCGCCCUGGGCCGCGGGCAACGCUGCCGCCUGCGAGCUUGUGCUCACCACCAUGCACCGCUCACUCAUCGGCGUCGACAAGUUCCUGGGCCAGGCCAAGGUGGCGCUGGACGAGGUCUUCGGCGCAGGCCGCGCCCAGCACACGCAGUGGUACAAGCUACACUCCAAGGCAGGCAAGAAGGAGAAGGAGCGCGGAGAGAUUCAAGUCACCAUCCAGUUCACUCGCAACAACUUGAGCGCUAGCAUGUUUGACCUGUCCAUGAAGGACAAGCCGCGGUCCCCCUUCAGCAAGAUCAAGGACAAGAUGAAGGGCAAGAAGAAGUAUGACCUGGAAUCUGCCUCCGCCAUCCUUCCGAGCAGCGCCCUAGAGGAUCCCGAUCUGGGCAGCCUGGGCAAGAUGGGCAAAGCCAAAGGCUUCUUCCUCCGCAACAAGCUGCGAAAGUCGUCCUUGACCCAGUCCAAUACCUCACUGGGCUCGGACAGCACCCUGUCCUCGGCUAGCGGGAGCCUGGCCUACCAGGGGCCCGGUGCCGAGCUACUCACCCGCUCACCAAGCCGCAGUAGCUGGCUGUCCACCGAAGGGGGCAGGGACUCUACACAGUCCCCCAAGUUGCUCACCCACAAGAGGACCUAUAGCGAUGAAGCCAGCCAGAUGCGAGCGGCUCCUCCUCGGGCCCUUCUUGACCUUCAGGGCCACCUCGAUGCUGCCUCCCGCUCUUCCUUGUGUGUCAAUGGGAGCCACAUUUACAAUGAGGAGCCCCAGGGCCCUGUGCGGCACCGCAGCUCGAUCUCAGGCCCAUUUCCACCCUCUAACUCCCUGCACAGUGUCUCUUCCCGGCCCUCCGAGGAGGGACCUCGAUCCGCAGAUGACUCCUGGGGCAGGGGCAGCCGCAGCACCAGCAGCUCGGAGGCAGUGCCUGGACAGGAGGAGCUGAGCGCUCAGGCCAAAUUGCUGGCCAUUGGGGCCAGCCGGUCUGGAGAGGAUGAGGGGGCCCGGCUUCCAGAGGGGAAGCCAGUGCAGGUUGCCACCCCCAUGGUGGCCUCCUCUGAGGUUGUGGCAGAGAAGGAAGGAGCCCGGAAGGAGGAGCGCAAGCCCCGGAUGGGCCUCUUCCACCAUCACCACCAGGGGUUGAACCGGAGCGAGCUGGGGCGCCGCGGCUCUCUAGGGGAGAAGGGGGGUCCCACCCUGGGGCCCCCCCCCUACCAUUCAUCCAGUGGGGAGGAAAAGGCCAAGAGUAGCUGGUUUGGCUUGAGAGAAGCCAAGGAACCAACUCAGAAACCCAGCCUGGACGUGUCUCCUCAGGUAGAAUCUGACCCAGCUGCUCUUCCUCACCACCUCCCCUCCUCCCCCUGGGCUCCGGCCCCCCCCACUCCUGCUCCCACCGCUGCUCCCAUGCUAAGCAUUAACCUUUUUGCAGCCGCCUCCCCCACUGCUGCCACUGCUGCUGCCACCACCGCCACCCCUGAAGCCACCCCAUCUGGAUUCAUGGGUAUUACCAACCCGUUCCUCACCUCCUUGCAGAACAACCCCUUCUUCGAGGAGCUCGUAGCCGACAUAGCACUAAACUCUCCUUCACCUGCUCCCUCUCUCCCCAGUGCCUCGAGGGCCAGCCCCACCCCCUGGGCCUCCCCUGGGAAAGCCCUGCCUGAGUGGGACGACACCUUCAACGUCUUUGCUGCUGGCAGGCUACAUCCAGAGGCCAGAAGCGAGAUCCUGGCCUGUGCAGGAGUGGGGCUGGAGGUGGCUGGGCUGCAAGACCCUGGCCCUCAGGCUGUGACAGUGAAGGCAGCUGAACCUCAGGGAGACCGUGGGGGCGGAGGAGGAAAAGGUGGGAGCAGCGUGUGGCUGGAGCCCAGGGUUCCUCUGGACUUGGGACUGGACCAUGAGAACACGAGUGCAGCUGAUCUGGGGACCCUCGGGUCGUUUGGGGCCAGCCUGCCCUCCAUGUCAGCCCGGCUGCACCUAAGAGCCUCAGCCUCAGAAUCAGACAGGGAGCCACUGGCUCCAGAAGGGGAAGCAGGGCAGAGUCCAGCAGACAGUGGGACGUCUCUGUUUAGCUCCCCAGAAGUGAUCAGUGUGUGGGAGAGGCUACCCGGCCCAGACAAUGCUGCUGAAGGCCAGGACAAGGAGGCCUCCCAAGGUGAAAGCCAGCUUUUCCAUGAGCUCAAUACAGUCGACGAUUCCUGGCCUUGGGAUGUGGUCAUCAUUUCUCCUGCAGCUGAGAUGGCCUCACCAGUGGAGCUGCCUCCUCCCCGGGUACAGCCAGAAUCACCAGAAACUGUGAGCCCCAAGGGGAGUGAGGGGCUUCCCCCACUGGACCUAGAGCCAGAGCCUAAACCCAAGUGGGUGUCGGAUGAGGGGCCUCAGCCCAGCACGCCACCUCCCAAGCCACCACGCCUCUUCACACCCUCAAGUUCCCAGGACAAGGAGGCGGAGGAAGAGAAGGCUGCAGGGGGGCUGAGUAGCAGCGGGGCAGGGACAGGAGAAGAAGAUGCCUCCCGAAGUGCACUGAUUGUUGGUCCCCAGGAGAGCAAGGAGGAGGGAGAGAAGCCUGAGUCGGACCGCAGUACUUCUGACCGCAGUACUUCUGGAACCCUGCUGGGUGAGCCAGGCCUGGAAGAUCUAGUGGAGGAUGCCAUCCCCCCUGUGUCUGGGCCCUGCUUAUCUGUGCCCACCAGCUGCACUGAGGAUCCCACCCCUGUACCCUGUUACUCAGAGAGCUUGGCUCCUGAGAGUGAGCAGAUCUGUGGGGCUCCAGAGAGAAGAGAAGGCCCUGAAGCUCCUGAGGAGGCCCAGAGCCAGGGUCCAGUAGGAGAGGGGCUUGGGCCCCUGUCAGUCACCUCCCAGCAGGCUGAUCUGUGGGCCUCUGAGGAGAAUGCCUUGGGCCCCUUCUUGUCUCAGGGCAACGAAGAUUCCCCCAAAGAUCCCCCCAACCUCCCAUCCACAUCCCCGCCAGGGUCCAGGGAAUCUUCCAUCCAUUCUGGUCCAGAAGAGCUGCCCACCCCCCCAGAGCCUGCCUUCCCACCGCCCCCUCUCCCGCCCUGGGCCAGCUACCAUCAUGGGGGGCCCAGCCCUCCAUGCUCUCCCUUGCCUGGAGCCUGGCCCCCGACCUCUUCCUCCCCAACCCCAGAGGAGUUGGCCUCACCUCCUGGCCCCUUUGAGCCCUCCCCACCUGGGGGCUCCCCUGCCCCACGCGGGGAGGACAGCGCUGCAGCCACCCCAGCCUCCCCGCUUGUGCUUCUGCCCUUGGAGACACGACCAGCUGAGGAGUCACAGUCCAGUGCCAGUCCCCACCCCGUAAAGCCCCUCAGUACCACCUCCGUGGAGGGCAGCCCCGACAGGAAGCAGCCCCGCUCCAGUCUGAGCACAGCCCUGAGCAGUGGGCUGGAGAAGCUGAAAACAGUCACAUCUGGCAGCAUCCAACCUGUGGCUCUGGCACCCCAGAUUGGCCAGACCGUGGACACCAAGAGGCUGAAGGACUCAGCUGGGCUGGACCAGUCGGCCAAGUACUACCACCUGACCCACGACGAGCUCAUUGGUCUGCUCCUGCAGCGGGAGCGGGAGCUGAGCCAGCGUGACGAGCACGUGCAGGAGCUAGAGAGCUACAUCGACCGGCUGCUGGUGCGCAUCAUGGAGACCUCACCCACACUGCUGCAGAUCCCCCCCAGUCCCCCCAAGUAGUCCUCCUCACCCCAGCCCCAGG